AAAAAUGAAGUGAGUUAUUUACUCGGAUCAUAGACAUUUUAAAUAAAAUGAAAAAUGAACCUCCACCUAUGCCAAAACCUGUUCCGAUAAGAAUGAAAUUCAAACCAGAAGGGCUACCCUCCCCUGUUGGACCAUCACCGGCAAGUCGUAACCGUAACCCAUUCGCUAGCAGACCCAGAGUUAUGCCUCCAAAGUCACCAAUGCCAACAUCAGGGAACCAGAACAAGGCAUUACAACGCAAGGCACAGUCUGACAUAUCUGACAUCAGGGACGACCCACCACUAAAAAGAAUCAAAUAUGAACCAGUGGAAGAUGUUGUCAUGGAUACAGAUGAAGUGGAAGAUCAUGACAAUGGACUUGAUAAUUAUGAUAUAGAGGAUGAAGAUGUUGAAGAAGAGACAAUUCAAAAUGAGGUGCAGAUGGAAGCUGAAAAACCUGAUGAUGUAAAGGAAGACGUAAAAGCGAGUGAGUCUCCAGUCGUGUUGACAAGUAGUGGCUGGGAAACUGUCCGUGGAGAAAUCACUGAAGAGCAAGUUGUACAUGAUAUAUCUGUUGACUCUUCAUCGUUGCCAUUGACAACAAAUGAUGAUGGUGAUCAAGUGUUUCGGUUUUACUGGUUUGAUGCGUAUGAAGAUCAUUAUAAACAACCAGGUAUCGUAUAUCUGUUUGGUAAGGUGUGGAUUGAAUCAGCCAAGUGUCAUGUCAGUUGCUGUGUUGCCGUUAAGAAUAUUGAAAGAAGAGUCUACUUACUACCAAGAGAAAAUAGAGUUAAUUUGAAAACUGGUGUUGAAACUGACGAGGAAAUCACUUUCAUGGAUGUGUAUAAAGAAUUCAAUGAUCAUGUCGCAGAAAAGUACAAAAUUAUGAAGUUUAAGUCCAUGAAAGUAAGUCGUCAAUACUGUUUUGAAAAAUCUGACGUCCCAGCAGAGUCUGAAUACUUGGAAAUACGAUAUAGUGCAGACUUGCCCCAACUGCCAUCAGAUUUAAAAGGAGAGACGUUUAGCUAUGCGUUUGGUACGAACACAUCAAGUACAGAGUUGUUAUUACUGCAUCGUAAAAUGAAAGGACCAUGUUGGUUGGAUAUAAAAAUGCCACAACUUCCAAAUCAGCCUGUCAGUUGGUGCAAAGUAGAGGCAUUUAUAAACAAACCAGAUUUUGUUUGUGUUGUAAAAGAUAAACAACCACCUCCAUUGGUUGUCAUGACUAUUAAUUUAAGAACUUUACUGAAUCCCAAAACACACCAACACGAGAUUCACAAGAUAGACCCUGAUAUCAUUGUAGGUCAUGAUAUAUCAAAUUUUGAUCUGGAUGUCUUAUUACAUCGUAUAAACGCAAACAAGAUUCCACACUGGUCUCGAAUCGGUAGACUGAAGAGACAAAUAAUGCCAAAGUUAUCUUCUGGUGGGAGGGUUGGUUUUGCUGAGAAAAAUGCAGUUUGUGGUCGUUUAAUAUCUGAUGUGAAAAUAUCAUCAAGAGAACUGAUCAGAUGCAAGAGUUAUGAUCUGACUGAACUGGCUAGUCAUAUACUGAAACACCAAAGGGAUGUCAUACCCAUGGAAAAUCUCAAAAAUAUGUUCACGACAUCUCGUCAGUUACACUCAUUGGUAGAAAACACAUGUAUGGAUGCGUCAUUAAUUCUGAGAAUUCUUUGUGAACUAAAUGUACUGCCAUUGGCUUUACAAAUAACAACGAUAUGUGGAAAUAUAAUGGCUCGUACAUUACUUGGUGGCAGGUCAGAACGCAAUGAGUAUCUAUUACUACAUGCAUUCCAUGAUAAGAAUUUUAUUGUCCCUGACAAAGAAUUCAGGAAGAAACAGAUUGCUGUUGAUCAUGAUGACAAUGAAGAAGGCGUUAAAACAAGUAAGAAAGGGCGUAGAAAACCUGCAUAUGCUGGUGGUUUGGUAUUAGAUCCAAAGAAAGUCAGUCACAUCCCAGUGUACAUUUGUCAGACAGCUCCCGGUGUGCAUCAGUCAGACAGCUCCCAGUGUGCAUCAGUCAGACAUCUCCCAGUGUGCAUCAGUCAGACAUCUCCCAAUGUGCAUCAGUCAGACAUCUCCCAGUGUGCAUCAGUCGGACAUCUCCCAGUGUGCAUCAGUCAGACAUCUCCCAGUGUGCAUCAGGUUGUGUAUAUUACUUUGUUUCAAAUUAAUUUAUUUUUUAUUUUUCAGUAUGAUAUUCGACAAAAAGCGUUGAAACUAACUGCCAACAGUAUGUAUGGUUGCCUUGGUUUUUCACACUCUAGAUUCUAUGCUAAACCAUUGGCUGCUUUGGUCACCAGCAAAGGCAGAGAGAUCUUGAUGCAGACAAAGGAACUUGUGCAAAAGAUGAAUCUUGAUGUAAUCUAUGGUGAUACAGAUUCUAUUAUGAUUAAUACCAAUACAACUGAUUUAGAUCAAGUGUUCAAAGUAGGAAACAAGGUUAAAAGUGAAGUUAACAAGCUCUAUCGGUUGUUAGAAAUUGACAUUGAUGGUGUGUUCCAGUCAAUGCUGUUACUGAAGAAAAAAAAAUAUGCUGCUCUUGCAAUUCAGAAACUCCCAAAUGGUAAAAUAAGCACAACUCAAGAACUCAAAGGUUUGGAUAUUGUAAGAAGAGAUUGGUGUGAUCUUGCUAAAGAUACUGGCAACUAUGUGAUUGGGCAGAUACUAUCGGCUGAGUCCAGAGAGAUCAUUGUUGAAAACAUUCACAAUAAAUUAACAGAUGUUGGAGAAAAAGUGGCUAAUAAUGAAAUGCCAAGAAAAAUGUAUGAAAUUAAUAAGGCUCUGACUAAAUCUCCCCAAGACUACCCUGAUAAGAAGAGUUUACCCCAUGUUCACGUAGCAUUGUGGAUUAAUUCUCAUCAAGGAAAAAAGAUUGGUGCUGGUGAUACUGUGUCAUACAUUAUAUGUGAGGAUGGUUCUAAUCUUCCAGCUAGCCAACGUGCCUAUCACCCCGAUGAGGUGGAUCGUAGACCAGAUUUGAAAAUUGACAUUAAAUAUUACCUGGCGCAGCAGGUGCAUCCUGUAGUUUCACGACUUUGUGAUCCAAUAGAUGGCACUGACACGGCCCAAAUAGCUGAAUGUCUUGGCUUGGAUCCCUCAGGCUACCGCCACUCCAUGAGACAACAGGAAGAUGAGCUAGAUGCUGUGCAUGGCUACGAAGCGCAGUUAGCAGAUGAAGAGAAAUAUAAAGAUUGUAAAAGAUUCAUAUUUAUUUGUAAAUGCGGGCGUGAAAACAUAAUGGACAGCGUGUUCUCUGGAAGUGGCUCCACAAUCCUGUGUACUUUAGACCACUGUUCAAAUCCGGAAUGUAAAUUGCAGCCAGCUGAGUAUAUCAAGUCACUAAGUAAUAAAUUAACACUAACAAUGAGACAAUAUAUCAACAAAUAUUAUCAGGGCUGGCUGACAUGUGAAGAUACAUCAUGUGGGCAGCGUACUAGACAAGUACCACGUCAUGUACAUCGACAAGGACUUGUAUGUACUAUGUGUCAACGAGCUGUUCUUAAACCUGAGGUAUGUACAUAG
Molecule: messenger RNA, 3500 nt
Organism: Saccoglossus kowalevskii
Lineage: Eukaryota; Metazoa; Hemichordata; Enteropneusta; Harrimaniidae
Product: DNA polymerase alpha catalytic subunit-like
Biological process (GO): mitotic DNA replication initiation; DNA replication; leading strand elongation
Cellular component (GO): alpha DNA polymerase:primase complex
Molecular function (GO): chromatin binding; nucleotide binding; single-stranded DNA binding
Source: RefSeq, a predicted model, not a curated record